This is a messenger RNA of Ipomoea triloba (trilobed morning glory), 666 nucleotides long. RefSeq lists its product as uncharacterized. The record is from RefSeq and is a predicted model, not a curated record. The coding region runs from base 225 to 542 and encodes 105 amino acids. NCBI's taxonomy places the organism in Eukaryota, Viridiplantae, Streptophyta, Magnoliopsida, Solanales, Convolvulaceae. The transcript has a single exon.
UUUCAAUUUAAUAUUUGCUCGACUACUUUACUACCCUUCUUCUCUCGGUCAACCAGGCAAACAUGGAAGACAGAACCUGGCACGGCACACAACGUGUUCGACGAAAUGUCUGAGAGAAAAAAUUCAACGCAGACCGCAAAAGCGACGGAAAAAUCCAGCCAAAUCUACAAAACUCGCAGCAACGAGCAGUAGUUUCAGGAAGGAGAAGAGAGAGGCGGCGAGAAAUGCCGUUCAGCGGCGCAUUUUUGGUGUCAGUGGCGACGGUUUCCGCCGAGAUUUGGCAGCGCGUGGCGUGCUUGCCGGAACACAUCCCCGGCGAGCAGUUAUUGGAUCUGGUCCUCUGUUUCCCCGCCCGAGAGCUGGGCCGUAUGGCUAUGCACCUCUGGGAUUUCCUCUGCUUCUCGCCGCCGACGCCAUAUUACGGUAUUACUUACGCUUACACCUCUUCCGAUGACGACGAUAGCGACUACGGGCGGCCUUAUGCUGGCCUAGAGUACUACGACGACGACGACGACGAUGAGGACUCGUCGAGCUCCGGUUGAGUCUCCGAUCAAUGGUGGUUUUUCUUGUAAAGUUUUAUUAUUAUAUGAUGAUUAUAUGAAAACCCUUUUGAAUUGGUCUCUGUACUGUAUAUUAUAUAUUAUUAUCUUCUUGUUUUUGUCUUUU